AAGACGAAGAAGACGCCACCUUCAGUUACUUGCAGUGUUCCUUUAGUUGCAAGCUUUAAUUUGUGAAAAAUUUACCAUAUAGCGUCAAGAAUUUUUUUACCUAGUGAGGGAAUUUAAUCUUAUAAUCAUAUCACUUUUUAGUAAACCAUACUCGCUAUUGCGAGGACGACCUUCGCCUGUUCAGACUGACAGACGGGCUAAAAAGCUAAGAUAGCUCCGGAAAAGAAUGGAUCUAUUUGACGAUCUACCAGAGCCCACUCAGACCGGACCUGGCUCGGCCGCCGUUGCAGUCUCGCCUAGAUCGGCCAAAAACAUCAACGAGGAGGAGAAGAGCACCAAACGAAAACGACAGGAUGAAGAAUGUGAUGUGCCUUCAAAAGCAGAAGAAGAGGAGGUCAAGAAAGUUUGUAGAGAAGGUCUCCCAAUGCUGCGAGGCUUCGUGGCCGCGAGGCGUGGCGAGCGUGAAGAAAUGCAGGAUGCUCACGUUCUACUUCCCGACAUGAGCAGCUGUUUAUCGCCGCUGCCAGCGCAAAUUUCUGGGGCGUCUUACUUUGCCGUUUUCGAUGGCCAUGGUGGCACUCGGGCGUCACGAUUUGCAGCCGAACAUCUUCACCACAUUUUGGCAAAAAACUUUCCCCGAGUUGAGAGUGAGAACCUGGACAAGCUGAUUAAAAAAUGCCUGGUGGACACUUUCCGUCAGACGGACGAGGACUUUCUGAAGAAAGCAUCCAGCCAAAAACCGGCAUGGAAAGAUGGUUCCACGGCAACCUGCAUGCUAGUGCUGGAUGACGUGGUCUACGUGGCCAACCUGGGAGACAGCAAGGCGGUGAUGUGUCGCAUGGAAGAGGAGGAGGGAGAAGCCCCCGAGGGGCGGCAGAGGCGGCCGACCACGCUGGCGCUCAGUCGAGAACACAACCCCAUUAUCUACGAGGAGAGGAUGAGGAUCCAGAGAGCCGGAGGAACCGUCAGGGAGGGGCGUGUGCUUGGCGUCCUGGAGGUGUCGCGCUCCAUCGGAGACGGUCAGUACAAGCGAUGCGGCGUCAUUUCCACCCCAGAUCUCAGGAGGUGUCAGCUGACGGCCAAUGACAGGUUCAUCAUCCUGGCCUGUGACGGCUUGUUCAAAGUGUUUUCCGCUGAUGAAGCUGUCAGAUUUGUCCUUGAUGUCCUUCAGGACAGUAAGUUGACAGACAAGGAGGAGCAAUAUGAAGCGGCCUGCCAACAGCUGGCCAGCGAGGCGGUGCGACGGGGCUGCGCUGAUAAUGUCACCGUCAUCUUGGUUUCUAUUGAUUUCUGAUGCAUCCAUUGACUUUGUUUUUCAAUAAAAUACUUGACUUCUUCUGUCAAUGUU
Messenger RNA from Syngnathus acus (greater pipefish), 1348 nucleotides. It is a transcript of the gene ilkap, whose product is annotated as integrin-linked kinase-associated serine/threonine phosphatase. The transcript has 10 exons. NCBI's taxonomy places the organism in Eukaryota, Metazoa, Chordata, Actinopteri, Syngnathiformes, Syngnathidae. Bases 227 to 1294 code for a protein of 355 amino acids. Gene Ontology annotation, molecular function: protein serine/threonine phosphatase activity; cation binding. The record is from RefSeq and is a predicted model, not a curated record. Gene Ontology annotation, biological process: protein dephosphorylation.